Molecule: messenger RNA, 1908 nt
Organism: Microsporum canis CBS 113480
Lineage: Eukaryota; Fungi; Ascomycota; Eurotiomycetes; Onygenales; Arthrodermataceae
Product: vegetative cell wall protein gp1
Exons: 4
Coding region: 1-1908 (635 amino acids)
Cellular component (GO): Cdc73/Paf1 complex
Molecular function (GO): DNA binding; RNA polymerase II C-terminal domain phosphoserine binding
Source: RefSeq, a predicted model, not a curated record
AUGGCUGACCUGGACGCUGAGCUUCUCGCGCUGGCGGGAGGCGAUGAUUCUUCAGACGAGGAAUCUCCCGCCAUCUCGCAGCAGAGGGACAAAGAUAAAGACAGGGAGCGCCAGGCGUCCGGCAGUCCCGCUUCCAAAGACCAGGACAACGACGGCGAGAUGGGUCGCAAGGGGAUAGCUAGGCCCGUCAAGCGCCAGCGCAAGAGAGCCAGAGCCUACGACGAUGAAGAGGAAGAGGGCGAGCUCUCCUCGUCCAGCGUUCAGUCUCGCCGCUCUCUGCGGUCUGCAUCCAUGUCCGAGUCAGAGUCGGAUACCUCACCUCCCCCGGAGGAAAACCAGGGCCCCAUCUUCCCCUACGAGAAGCUCUUCUACUCCGCCAAAGACAAGAGCGAAAUCAUGGCCCUGCCCGAAAUCCAGCGAGAGGAGCUGCUCUCCGAACGAGCGCAGCAGGUCGACCGCCACAACCAGGAUAUCGCGCUGCGUCGUCUGCUCGCCAACAGAGAGCGAGAGGAAGCCCGUGCCGCGGCUAAGAAGAAGCGCAAGGCCAGCUCGACAGACUUGGAGGACAGCCAGCGCAAGAGCUCGCGCAAGAAGACCGUGCUCGGCGGGCGCAAGGUGGGCGAGCCAUCGGACGCCAUCGAGGCCUACAAGCGCCAGAGAGAGCAAAAGGGGAAACGAGACGAGCAGCGCCGUCGGGACGCAUCGUCACGAAAGAACAACAACAACAACACCGGGAGCUCGCCUGCACGGGAGACAGACGACCGAGACGCCAGCGGCGAGAGUGAGGUCGAGUGGGACGAAGGCACCAGACGCUCGCCUCCCCAGUACGAUCCGCCAGCCGAACUGGCCGAUUUCCAGCGCGCGAGAGUCGGACGCAGCAACUUUGCGCAGGUCUGCUUCUAUCCCGGCUUCGAUCGGGCCAUCAACAACUGCUACGCCAGAGUCAGCCUGGGGCCCAAUCCGUCGACCGGCAAGCCAGAGUAUAGGAUCGGCCUUAUCAAGAGGUUCACCGAAGGCCGUCCGUAUGCCAUCGAAGGGCCCAACGGGCGCAACUUCAUCACAACGCAGUACUGUCGUCUGGCACAUGGCAAGGCCGAGAAGGACUUUCCCUUCAUCGCCUGCUCCGACUCUCCUUUUACCGAAGGUGAGUUCAACCGCUACCGCCAGACCAUGAUAGUCGAAGACUGCAAGAUGCCUACAAAGUCCAUGGUCUCGAACAAGGUGGCAGACAUCAACCGUCUGCUCAACCACCAGUUCACCAAAGAAGAGCUCGAAGAGAAGCUCCGUCGCCAGGGCACGAACGACAACAAGCAGCUUAUCUUCAGCCGCAUCCAGCUGGAGCGCCGCCGCAACGAGGCCAUCGCCAACAAGGACGAAGCCGCGAUCGCCGAAUGCGACGCUGAGCUCGCCCGCCUCACCGGCCCCAAACUCGCCUUUGGCACCAGCCUGACCAAGCCCCGCUCCAGCGAGAAAUCGCAGCAGGAACGGCUCGCCGAGCUCAACCUGCGCAAUCAGAAGCUCAACACCGAGAAUGUGCGCAAGGCCCAGCUGGCCGAGCGCAAGGCAGCCAAGAUGGCCGCCGUCGCCGUUGCCCGGGGAGAAGCCGUGGCCGAUCGCUUUGCACGUGUCAAGACCAGAGCCAGGACGUACUACGAGUCCACGGACGGCCAUCUCGUCCCCGUCAAACCCGAGGCCGUCGUCGCGGACCGCAGCCGCGCCCUCACCCCGACGAGCAUCAACGUCGACGGCGCCGCCAGCACGCCCACCAACGGCACGACUCCACGCAGCACGACCCCGUCCAAGCCCUCGACGCCAAAGGUCUACAAGGGCGUCCCCGUCAUCCGUCACCGGCCUACGGACGAGGACAACAUCGCCGCCUUGGACCUGGGCAUCGACAUUGAGAUCUGA